Molecule: messenger RNA, 378 nt
Organism: Phytophthora sojae
Lineage: Eukaryota; Oomycota; Peronosporomycetes; Peronosporales; Peronosporaceae
Exons: 2
Coding region: 1-378 (125 amino acids)
Source: RefSeq, a predicted model, not a curated record
AUGGCACCGGCAGAGGGCGACGCGCCCAAGGCACGCACGCAGGGGAGGGGCGACGCGCAGGAGCGCGCCAAUCAAUCGGGGGACGCCAGCAAGGCGUCUGAGUCGCGGCGGAAGCAGGGCGACAACGGCGAGGAGCACGUCGACGCGGAUGGCGAUGAGGUGAUGGCGAGCGCCUCCGUGGAUGCGGAGGCCAAGGAGAAUGAUGAGCGGCUGAAUUCAGAUUCCGCUGCGUCAAGCCGUCUGAACGCAGUUUCAAUCAGCUCGAAAGGGGGUUUCAGCCACAUUCCUCAGCUGUUACUCCACCACUUCUCCGCCGAAGUCACAUCAACGCGCAGCAGGCUGAAUACACUCCACUCUCCACAGUAUCAGUUCACGUAA